Messenger RNA from Tetranychus urticae (two-spotted spider mite), 1961 nucleotides. RefSeq names its product calmodulin-lysine N-methyltransferase-like. Gene Ontology annotation, cellular component: cytoplasm. Lineage: Eukaryota; Metazoa; Arthropoda; Arachnida; Trombidiformes; Tetranychidae. The record is from RefSeq and is a predicted model, not a curated record. Gene Ontology annotation, molecular function: calmodulin-lysine N-methyltransferase activity.
AACAGAUGCAUCAGACAUGAUGAUUCAAUCAUUAUUAUUGGAGAGGUCUCUAUCAUUGAAAAGAGAAGUAAGGUUGUUUUGUUACCAGAAUAUUAUUGAAUUGUGACAACAUAUUCAAUAACUUCCACCUUAAGUGUUUUAAAUUUAAAUUUAGUAUUUCUUAAAUAGACAACGAAUCAUUAAUAAUUGUGUUUAAAAUUAAUAAUAAUUUCCACAAACUGUGCCAUCUUUAAACAACAUCUUUCUCUCUUCUGUGGUGUUUAUACAUGCAUAUGCUUAAUCUGUUCACAUUCCAUCCAGUCUUGACAGCAUGUUUAUUUAAUCAAAAUUAAUUUUACCUAUCAUUGGUAAACAUAUUAAUCAGUGAUGUGACACUGUAACCAGUAUUCAAAUUGCGAUUUGAAGAAAUUUGUUAAUUGCAAGAUAUUGCCAUAUUGCCUCAGUUGACAAGCCAUCGACAGCUGAUUGCUACCAGUUUUAUCUAUCAGUCAAAUGGCGAUGAUGAAAACUGACCCAAAUACAGAUUCAAAGCAGCAACAAAUAGAGAUUGGUCUGAGGCGGACUUUAGCUCGAGCCCGUUGGCAGAUUUUAGCUAAAGUAUUUUAUGAAGGCUUAGAAGCUGCCGCUCCAUAUGAUGGCUCUAUACGCUUAUUCAAUGGCUUUCCCUUGAUAACUCUGGUGGCAGUGGAAAAAGAACCCGGUAAACCUAAUGGAGAAGAAUCAAAUGUCUGGUACCAAGCUACAUGUCAAGGUAGUAAUGAUGUUAAAGUUGAAAUAAGGCUACCUGCAGGCAAAAUACCCUUUGCCGAGAUUCUUAUAUCACGUGAUUCGACCGGUGCUAUUUGUAUUUGGCCUUCUGAGAAAAUUUUGGGUUAUUGGUGCCUUCAAAAUAAACCACUAUUCAAUGGAAAGGUUGUAUUGGAGCUUGGUUCGGGUUUGACCGGUUUAAGUGGUCUCAUUGUUGCUUCAACUUGUAAUCCAGCGCAACUGUUUCUUACCGAUGGUAAUCCUGCUUGCAUUGACAAUUUGAAUUUAAUUUUAGCCAGAAAUAGAUCUCGAUUUAUAUCCAAAGACAUUCCAAUUGAAGCUCGCCAGUUGACUUGGGGCCAGCAAGAAGAUUAUGAAAAUCUUAGCGGGUUCAUUGAUGUUAUUCUCAUUUCUGAUUGCUUGUAUUUAGAAAAUUGUCACAAAAAUCUGGAACAAACAAUUUGGUCUUUGUUGAAACGAAACGGAAAAUGCUAUAUUAUCGCUCCAAGUAGGAACAAAUCUUUCGAAAAAUUUGCCAACCUUGCCAGUAAACGAUUUAUAGUUCAACAUGAGGAAAAUUAUGAUCCAACCAUUUGGUCAAUGCACACAACUUAUCUAGACGAAAGAGAUAAAUAUCAGUAUUCACCUGACCGACAUUAUCCAUUACUUAUGAUUUUGACAAAGCCAAGUUAUUAACCUCACUAGUUAUUUCAAUCAUUGUCAAUCAUUCGUAUUCAAUCGACAUUGAGGAGGAGAGGUCGCAACUAAUGAACUCAAAAAUUUGCUUGAGAAACAAAAAAAUCAAUGAAAAUUUAUUAUUAGCUGUUUGUAUCACAAAACUGGAAACGUUCAGUUCUGGUCUUUGUUUUGUUUGACAAUCAGAUGCUCUCAAUCAAUCUUCUCUCUAUUUGCCGCAGAAAUAGCGUUUAAACCAAGAUAACAUUGUUUAUAGUAGCUCCAUAUAUUACUAUAGUUGGACGAUAAUGACGGAUAAAUUCAUCGAUAACUUAUUGUUAUUGCUGUUGAAAUUAUUUGGAUAAAAUAAAACGCUUUGUUGAAGUAAUGAAAAGUACCCUAAAAACGCAACAAAAGAUGUGACCAUAAGAGGUUUACCCAUGUUAAUCUGUUACCGAUAUUGUUAUUAUUAUCGUUCAAUGCAACUAAAUGUACCUUUUAAGCUUUGUUUUUAAAUACAGUUUUAUUCAACAUAAUCA